AGUAAAAGCAACGAUAAUGAAAUCAGAUAGAAAGGUUGUUGAAGCAUCAAAGAGAUGGACGAGAAAGAAAAAGGAGAACGAUGGAGCGGAGCGAUGACGAAUCUAUCAGAGAUGAGUUCGAAUCUCGAGUCUCUCCAGAAGGUUCUCCUCACAAAAGCCGUUUUCGUCGACGACGACACCUUCGCUAAAGCUUCCCUCGCCGCCGAUCAAGCCCGCACAAUUAAGCUCCUCGAUCAACGAGUUCACACACUGGAAAGAGAACUCGACGCCGCCAUCACCGCCGCCGCUCGCGCUCGUUCCGAAAAACGGCAAGCUGAAGCAUCACAGAAAGCCGCUGAGUUACGCGCUCAUGAAGUCACUAAAGAGCUCGAAAACACCACAAAGGUGUUUGAGCUUCAUAUGGAAGAACUGCGUGCAAAGCAAGAAGAAAUCGCAAAGCGCGAUACUGACAUCAAACUUUUGGAAGCUAUUAUUCAAACGCUUGGAGGAAAAGCAUAAAACUCUACAUCUCUGUAAAACACUAAACCUGUUGUUCUCAGUUUAGAAAAAAAAAACUGUGUAGAUUGAGCUAUUCUAGUUCUAGUUAGUAAAAACUGAUUGUUGUGUUAAACUCUGUAAUAAAUUAUACUUUUCUUAUAUGAGUGAGUAUUGUUUUUGGGUUGUUUA
Messenger RNA from Lathyrus oleraceus (garden pea), 666 nucleotides. RefSeq lists its product as uncharacterized. The record is from RefSeq and is a predicted model, not a curated record. The coding region runs from base 55 to 498 and encodes 147 amino acids. The transcript has 2 exons. NCBI's taxonomy places the organism in Eukaryota, Viridiplantae, Streptophyta, Magnoliopsida, Fabales, Fabaceae.